UCCCACGAUCUCCGCUCUCUUCCAUAUCUAGACAUAUUUACUGAGAAACUUAGCGGAAAUCCUCUCUAUCCACAAUGUCGCUCCGACCCAGUACCCGGACGGAGGUGCGGAAGAAGGGUUACAAGACGGGUGUUGAUGCGGACGAGGCGAGGAGGAGGAGGGAGGACAAUCUGGUGGAGAUCAGGAAGAGCAAACGCGAGGACAAUCUCCUCAAGAAGAGGAGAGAAGGGCUAUUGCUUCAGUCGCAGCAGCAACUGGUGAAUUCGUCAACCAACGAUGCUGCUAUUGAAAAGCGGUUGGAAAGCAUUCCGUUGAUGGUACAAGGUGUUUGGUCUGAUGAUCCUGCCUUACAGUUAGAAGCGACUACUCAAUUUAGAAAGUUAUUGUCCAUUGAGCGCAGUCCCCCAAUUGAUGAAGUAAUCAAAGCUGGAGUUGUUCCUCACUUUGUGGAGUUUCUUGCAAGGCAUGAUCUUCCCCAGUUGCAGUUUGAGGCUGCUUGGGCUUUGACUAAUGUUGCAUCUGGCACAUCAGAGCAUACAAGAGUUGUUAUUGACCAUGGUGCUGUUCCAAAAUUUGUUCAGCUACUUAGCUCUAGUAGUGAUGAUGUGAGAGAGCAGGCGGUAUGGGCUUUGGGUAAUGUUGCUGGUGAUUCCCCAACUUGCAGGGAUCUAGUUCUUGGUUGCGGUGCUCUCAUGCCAUUAUUAGCUCAAUUAAAUGAACUUUCAAAACUAUCCAUGCUGAGGAAUGCCACAUGGACUUUAUCUAAUUUCUGCCGAGGCAAGCCACCAACACCAUUUGAACAGGUGAAGCCUGCAUUGCCAAUUCUUCGGGAACUUAUCCACUUGAAUGAUGAAGAAGUUCUGACAGAUGCUUGCUGGGCACUAUCUUAUCUUUCAGAUGGCCCAAAUGACAAAAUUCAGGCUGUGAUUGAAGCAGGGGUCUGUCCACGGCUUGUGGAGCUUCUCAGUCAUCCAUCUCCUACCGUUCUUAUACCUGCUCUUCGGACAGUAGGAAACAUUGUUACUGGUGAUGAUGCCCAGACUCAGUUUGUAAUUGAGAACAAUGUGCUUCCUUAUCUCCAUCAACUUCUUAUUCAAACUCACAAAAAAAGCAUCAAGAAAGAAGCUUGUUGGACAAUCUCAAAUAUCACAGCUGGGAAUAAGGCUCAAAUACAGGCUGUUAUUGAUGCCAAUAUCAUCCAUCCUCUUGUUCACCUUCUUCAACAUGCAGAGUUUGACAUAAAAAAGGAGGCUGCAUGGGCCAUCUCAAAUGCCACCUCUGGAGGAUCUCAUGAGCAGAUUCAGUAUAAUCUCUGUCCUUGCAGAUUUUUGGUGAGCCAGGGUUGCAUUAAGCCACUCUGUGAUCUGCUAAUCUGUCCAGACCCCCGGAUUGUGACUGUGUGCCUUGAGGGACUUGAAAACAUUCUGAAGGUUGGAGAGGCAGACAGGGAAAUGGGAUUGCAUAAUGGAAUCAAUCUCUAUGCUCAGAUGAUCGAUGAGUGUGAAGGGUUAGAUAAGAUUGAGAAUCUGCAGACUCAUGACAACCACGAGAUUUACGAGAAGGCAGUGAAGAUCUUGGAGAGAUACUGGGCUGAAGAGGAGGAGGAACAAAACAUCCAAGAUGGUGGGAAUGAAGUACCCCAAUCUCAUCCAAGAACAGAAGAAGCCCUGCAGGGUACUUUUAACUUUGGAGUUAACCAGCCAAACCUCCCCCCUGGUGGCUUCAAAUUUGGGUGAAAUGGAAAUGAGAAUGCAGCCGGCCUCAAGAGUUUUGUAGGUGUGUUUCUACACUUGUCAGAAAAUGAAAAUUUUGGACUUCUGUUUGUAUUUUGGGAGCCGGUUUUUAACUGUGAUGGGUUUGUUUCAAAGUGUUGAAAGGUUUCAACUUUCAUCCUGCCAUUUUCAUACUUGAUUUGUAUUGAAAAGAAAAAAAUUAGUAAUUC
This is a messenger RNA of Rubroshorea leprosula, 1942 nucleotides long. Lineage: Eukaryota; Viridiplantae; Streptophyta; Magnoliopsida; Malvales; Dipterocarpaceae. The record is from the annotation of a GenBank genome assembly.